Cottoperca gobio is the source of this 1025-nucleotide messenger RNA. RefSeq names its product mitochondrial ribosomal protein S26 (gene mrps26). Lineage: Eukaryota; Metazoa; Chordata; Actinopteri; Perciformes; Bovichtidae. The coding region runs from base 141 to 764 and encodes 207 amino acids. The transcript has 4 exons. Gene Ontology annotation, cellular component: mitochondrial small ribosomal subunit. The record is from RefSeq and is a predicted model, not a curated record.
UUAGCUACGUUGCUAAUUACUUCCUCCGGUCAAAGGACACCAACAUGGCCGCCGCCUUCUGUGGAUAACGUUUCUCAAUGUUAACUUUUAUUUGAAUAACCGUCACACGGAGCCCCUAACGAUCCACACCUCUAGUCAACAUGUUCCAGGUAAUCGGCGGGAGGACCGUCCAGGCGGUCCGGCUCUUUGCACCCAGGAGCGCCGUGCUCGUGGAGGCUGUCCGCGGCAGAAAGUCCCGCACCGAUCCGGUGGCCAAGUCCAAAGAGGGGCGAAUCAAAGUGCCUCCCCCGGUGGACCCGGAGGAGAUGGUCGUCCUCAAGGAGAGAUACUCGGAGUACCAGAUGAUCAUGAAGGCGCUCCGUAUGGAGUUUAAGGAGGAGGUGCUUCGUAAAAAGUACGAGGAUGAUCGAGGCUCCAAGGCGGAGGAGAGGGCGAGGCAGGACGCGGCGGAGCAUCGCGUCCUCAUGGCCUUUAACGACCAGGAGAACCAGCGUCUGCUCGCACUCCGGAUCACGAGGAUCCAGAAGGAAAAUGAGGAAGCUGAGCGGAAGAAGCUUGAAGCGUCCGUUCAGCGCGAACAAGAGCAGCAAGAGUUCCUCCGAGAAAAAGAGAAGGAAGUUUUGAAGUUGCAGGAGGAUGCAAAGAACUUCAUCACCUUGGAGAACUUGGAUCAGCGUAUAGAAGAAGCUCUGGACAAUCCAAAGAAUUACAACUUUGCCAUUGACAAAUCAAGGAGAGUUGUUAAAAAGACGACGCUGGAGUGAAAAGACGAAGGAGUCUGCUCCUCCCUGGAAGCGGAUUAUCUUCCACCAAACACAGAAAACAUUCAGCGUUGGAAGAUUAUCGUUCCCGUCAACCUGGAAACAUCUGAGACUUCUUCAUGAGCAGAUAACUUGUGGAUUAAAGUGAUUUCCUGCCUUCAUUUUGCUGCUUUGUGUUGUUAGAGUGCUGUACCGUCACCAGUCACAUGUUCUUUUGACCGUCACUGUCUUCUCAUGGAAAUAAAUGUUUUCUGGACACUUAAA